AUAUAUAUAUGAAUGCAUGUGUUUAUCGAAUUAUUCAUUAAUUCGGUUAUUUAUUAAUUAGAGCAUUAGUUUAGUUACGGAACAGCUUAUCCCGGCCUUUCUCGGGUUUAGUUGCUGUUGCUUGACCGCGACGAUUGACACCAGAGUUUGUUAUGGUCGUAUUGUCGUCGUAUAAUCGUGUUAUUGCUGUUAACGUACUUUAUUUAUAUCUAUUAAGAUGCAACAGCAUUAUUUAUUUUCCGGAAUAUCGUUAGCGUUGUUCCUGCUAAUAAGACGGAAGACGUUUGAAAUUAGCACCUGUGUCAAUCGUCAAACGGUUGACAGUGGGCACUAAAGUACAAUAAAUGGUAGGAGCAAAAACGCGAUGGCUGUUACUGAUUUGCAAAAUGAAACCAACAGCCAUUUUACAUGUUUUAUCUUAAACAAGCAUUGCACCUGAAAGCUACCAAAGCAAAUGUGUAUUUCGUACCUCCUGAUUUGUGAUAGAAUAAAAGGUACAGUUCCAUUAAAACAGUCGACCGAUUGAUUGAUCCAAAGUUUGAAACGUUUGUGUGGCUUGUGCUGUGUUUGUGAAAUUGGUGUUGUGAAAAUUAAGUGUGAAAAUGAUGAAAAGAAAGCGUGAAACAGGCUCCUCUUAUAAAAUUGCUCAAGCCGAUAACAAAAAGCUUGAGGCCGAGUUAUUUGGCGAAAGUAGUUCUUUUGGGAUGAGCAGCAACCCAUCAGCAAUUAAUGAAGAGGACAUUUGUGUGCAUGAUCUUCUCGUAUGUGGUCCUCAAGAUAUUGAUCAAGAAGAACACAACUAUGAUUGGAUAAAUAUCGAAGAGAUUGACAACAAUGAAGACUGCGAAAUUAUCAACGAUGACGUAUCCGAGAUAACGUUGGAAAAUGCACCGGAUUCCCCAAAGGAAGAUGAGCCAAUUGAGGAAGUUAUUAGAAACUGGGCUCUAAAAACAUAUCAGACGCACCAAGCACUCAACAGUUUAUUGGCUAUUUUGCAUGCACGAACCGAAUUUAACCUACCAAAAGAUGCGCGUACGCUACUUAGAACAAAGCAGUGUGGAAAGGAAAUAGUACCGAUAGCUGGAGGAGAGUUUUGGUAUCCGGGAGUACGAUCGGUUCUCCACAACUAUUUCCGGUGAGUAAACAAUAAUAUUGUUUUAUUCAGGAGCAGGCCGUAUUGUUUAACAAGGCUGUUAAAAAUGACAAAAUCUAAUGCUUUUUUUUCUAUUUGCAGUGAUGUACAACCAACAGUAAAUGAGUUUUCUUUAAAUUUCUUUAUUGAUGGACUACCGUUGCACAAGAGCACCCGAAAACAGUUUUGGCCAAUACUGAUGAGCAUUCACGAAAUGCCAGAAGUUCCUGUGUUGAUGGUUGGCAAUUUUUAUGGGCAAUCUAAACCGAAGAGUUUAGAUGAAUACCUUCGUCCACUCGUGGAGGAGCUCAAUGAGUUGAUAGAUAAUGGUAUAAAAAUAGCCAAAAAGACCAUCAAAAUAAUUAUUAGAGCAUUUAUCGCAGACGCACCUGCACGAGCGUUCAUAAAAGGUGUUGCCUAUUUCAAUCAUAAACUGGGAUGUCAGAGAUGUACAGUCGAAGGACAAUUUAAUAAAAAAGCUCGAGUGAUGUAUUUUUCGAAGAUAGACGCACCAAGAAGAACGGAUGAAGAGUUUCGUGGCGAAAAGUAUGGUGACCACCACCGAGAAAGAACACCUCUACUGCAUCUAAAGACAAUCGACAUCAUUCGAAAUAUUAUUAUCGCGGAUGUAUUGCAUUUGAUAGACUUUGGAAUAUCACGAACAUUAAUCGUCGGAUGGAAAUCAGGAAAGCUAAUAGGGCGCAGUUGGUCAUCGGAAACGCUGAAUUACAUAAAUUCGCUACUUCAAAAGGUGGAAAUUCCGCCUGAAUAUCAUCGCAAAUUCCGUCGAAUUGAAGACACUGGUUUAUGGAAAGCCAUUGAAUAUCACAUGUUUUUACAUUACGCCAGUUUUAUAGUGUUGAAAAAUGUAUUAACUGAAAUGGAAUACAAACAUUAUAUGUUGUAUUUUUGUGCAAUAAGAGCAUUUUCUUCGGAAAUUUACAAACAUUUUUGGCCAGAAGCGGACCGGCUUCUCAAACAGUUUGUUGUAGAGUAUGGUGUCAUUUACGGUGAACACCGUUUGACUAGCAAUGUACAUAGUUUGGUACAUGUUUUCGAAGAUGUGGACAAAUUUGGAGUUCUUAAAAAUAUGUCAUCUUAUCGUUUUGAAGGUACAUUAUUUCAUGUUAAAAAUUCACUUCGAAACGGUCAUCAGGUUUUGGUUCAGGCUGCAAAUAGAAUAUCGGAACAAUCUUCGAAAUCUCGAACGGCAAGAAAUAACUCAUACCCUUAUUUGGAACACGUAAAAAAAGGAGUAGUACUGCAUGUAAAUUAUAAUACCACAUUUUAUCCAACUUCUCAGGCAAAUUGGUUUCUAACAAAAGAUAAUUACAUUGUUCAAUAUUGUAGGGCAACAAAAGUAGGAUCUGUUAUUAACAUUUACGGGAAGGCAUUUGAUAAAAUAAUUAGUCCAGAUAAAUACUGUUCUUCGCCAUUGAUGGAAGACAUUUAUGAAGCUGAAGUGAACGAUCUUUCUACACAAGAGAUGGUAUUUUUGAUAGAAGAUAUAAAGUGUAAAUUAGUUGCAAUUAAAACUGAUGAUAGUAAUUAUGUAUUUGUACCUCUUAUAGACACAUUAAUGAAGUGAAAAUAAAUAAUAAAAUUUGACUUGACCUAAAAGGAUGUUUACCUUUACCUUUUAUAAGGUUGGCCGUUAUAUUGUUUAUAAGAAUUUAAAUGUAAUGUUUAAAUGUAAAUGUAUGUUAAUGUAAUGUAUGUUUUUUUGUAUAUUUGGUUUGAGUUCUUGGUUAAUUAUGAAUUGGUAAAGUGUUUUACAAUCUUUCAUUUCAUUUUCAAGAUAUUACGUUGGUGUUUCACCAUUUCAGGAUUUAGAAAUUGUUUUUCUAUCAGACGCAAGGACUGCUUCGAAGUUUAUUAAAGAAUAGAUAAAAGCUGUAAUAUAGUAUCAAUAGUACAUUACAAUAAAUAAAAAUGGAAAAGCAAUAUUUUUAUCAAUAAAUAAUAUGUAAUAUAUAAACGGCGAUGCGGUAACGGCAACUAUGAAUAGGUAGAGCAAUUUAAUUAAAUAAAUAUAUUUUUAUUUCUUCCUUCUAUGGCAGCUUGUUUUAACAUUUCCCUGCAUGUUUACUCUUGCCGGUGCAUGCGUCAGUUUUCUUUUUAAAUAUUCUUUAACAUAUUCUAUAUCUACUUCUAUUCCUACGUGGUUUGUGGCGAUAGACUUAAAUAAGCGCACUGUAUUUCGGUAUUUACUAAAAGCUAUUUUUUUUCCUGACGAUCCUUCCCAGCUACACCGUGCAAGAAAAUUCCUAUCAAACAACACGUCUAAAGCCUCAUGCAUCCUGUUGUUGGCAUCCUGGCUGCUGAUAUCUGCAUCUAUCCUUUGAGUAUAACUGCAAAAUGCAAAAUCAUCUUCAGCUAUUUUUGCUUCAAAAGCAUCAAACUGUUGUUCAUUUCCGAUUUUUUCCAUGGCUAAACUCUGCGCAUUUCUUCUUAUACCCUUCAUAGGAUUCAGUAUUGUGGACUGCUCAUUUAAAACCACCAAUAUCUGAGCGCUGCGUGCAUCAAUUUUCAUUAACAUCAUCCGACAAAGAGGGCAGCAGCUUCCAGAAUGCUCUGUUGAAGUAAUUGAAAGGACUGUUUGCUUUGCUCCUGCUGCAGUCUGGUGUUCAUCGUCGGUGAUCAUCAUUAUUGGCGACGAAGGCAGCACAGGUUCGUACACCGAAAACGUAGCAGAACUCGUUGACGGUUUCUGAUAACUUUUCCUGGUUAUAUUUUCAGGCAAAUUUAUCACAACACUACCAGUUGCUCGUUCAGUCUUUAUGUUCGAUGUACCGGUGCUUGUCGAUGGCUCUUGGUUUCCACCAUCAACUAUCUUGCCUGGCGGUCGGAUCUGGCUAGGAACACCGGUAAAAGAUUGCUCAGAUAUAGCAGUACUCGUUGAUGGUUUUUGAACAUUAACGCUGAUCAUUUUGGCUGGUGUACGGCUCACAACACAAACAGAUCCUCCAGCAGCCGCUAUCACCGAUGCAGAAGCACUGGUGGGUAAUUGUUGUCUUACAACAGUGGUCUUCAUACCACGCUGGUUCUUCGGAGCAUGAACUUCGGCAAACGAUCCAAUCGAUGGUACUGCAGAUCCCGUCAAUGCCUGUUGUCUACCGAUCUUCAUGCCUGAUUGCUGCGGUAGAGCAUCAGCAACCGGUACCAAUGAUGGCGCAGCAGUACUAGUUGACGGUUGCUGUCCAUGUUGCUGGCCUAACGGACGGAAUGGUACAGCAACACCAGGUAAUGUUGACCGAUGAUGAUUACCAUCACCGGCACUCGAGACCAGCGCUGACACUGCAUCCGUUACCUUCACCUGUUCAACAACACGAACUGGCAUUCUUUGUUGACUGAGCCGUGCGCGCUGACCGGCCACUGAAACCACAGAAGGCACUGCACUUGUUGUCGUGAGUUGUCCAACAACACGGACCGGCAAGCCGGGAGGACGAAUGGUACUAGGUACGGCAACCGAAAUCACCGUCGGCACUGCACUUGUCGUCGGAAGUUGUCCAACAAUACGGACCGGCAAGCCGGGAGGACGAAUGGCACGAGGAACGGCAACCGGAACCACCGAUAGCACUGCACUUGUCGUCGGAAGUUGUCCAACAACACGGACCGGCAAGCCGGGAGGACGAAUGGCACGAGGAACGGCAACCGGAACCACCGAUGGCACUGCAUUUGUCGUCGGAAGUUGUCCAACAACACGGACUGGCACAUCUGAAUGACGAAACGACUGCACACCCGCAAUGGCCGAAGGCAUCACUUGUAGAGGAAGUGGUACUUGAGACUCUUCCACAACUUCUUCCUCCAAACGAAGACACGUUAGUUUAUCUUGCGUCGACAUGGUGUAACUUUUGCAAAAUGUACGAAAUUGCACUAAUAUUUUCAAAUUUACACAAAAGACACUUUUAGACACUUUUUCACGAGGCACUGACACGAUGUAUUAACUUUGGAGUCUGAAGUUGAACUAAAAUUGUUUAGCAAAGUGUUAGCCCUUUUAUACUGCAUUUCGAGCAGACUUAUGAAUGAGUGGGAGGAGUUAAAGGACUUGUGGAAGAAGGAAUAGGAUAUGGUGUAAUGUCGAAUAUUGUGCCUGUUGCUUGUGCUACCGAAUGUCGCCAAGCUCACGUACCCGCGUUUUAUGUACCUUUUCUUGGUGUUUUCGAGUUACUCGCCACCAACAUGCAUAUCGGCUGGAACUUGGACCCAUGCUAAAUUGAAGCAAAGUUAAAGUAAGUCUGACCUAAGUCAGUCCGAGUAAGUCAGUAGCUAAAGUAAUAUAAAGACAGUAUGAUAAACUGGUUGGUAAUGUUAAUUUUUUCAUUUCAGCUAAUAUGCCGUGCGAAAAAGCAAAAUAAACAUUUAAUUUUAAUGUUUAUUAAGCCAAACCGACAUUAUUUUUUUCAUCUAAAACGUUUUUUAUGUGUUUUUUUUUCUCAUCGCGUUUAGGCGUCGUGUAUCAGAUCGCAACUGCUAAUAAUUUCGUCGUCUGAGGCGGACUGUUAUGGAGGUACCAAAUCUUCAGUGAUGAUGAAUGCGUUCACGAAUCUACGAGCCGGUGAUUGGCGGUAUCCAGAUCAUCGUCGUACUGUUAGCUUACCUAAGCUACCAAAAUUAGUGACAGUGUAAAAUUUGUGCUGUGAAGAUUACAGCUGGCUCUCACAACCGUCCGGAAGUCGCAGUAAUUUGGUAACAUAAAGAUCAUCACCACCGCACGAAGCGCAGCAAAUUGAAGCAAGCCCAAGCGGACAGCAACCACCUGCAGCAAACGUACGCCGAACGAAUGGACGUGGUAGACGCGUUAUGAUUCCAAGGCGAUAUUUGCGCUCUGAAAAUGCUAGCACAGAUGUUUGAGCCACAGAGGUGACGUUCCGAGAGUGUAAAAACUUGCCGGGCCCACAGUUUCAGAUAAGCCGUUCUCAUCAAUGCCAUAUCAUGUACGGUCGGUUAGUUACACUUCAUAACGAAGGACAAUCACAUCUGGUUAACGGAAUGCUGCCAAAACGAUGAAGCUGGCUUAGCCCUCGAUGACGACGCAACUCCUGCACGUUCGUCGUCAUACUAUCAUUUCAACUGGAGGCAUGUUUGUUUUAGGCGGCUACAACAUGUUGUUUGAACAUGUUGAAUAGAACAAACAUGUUGAUAAUGGUGAAUGCUGGAACUCCGUGAUACCCGUUUUCGUGCGCUGAAUAAGGUUUGUAUGAAAAAUAGUGUAUUUUUAGAAUAUUUUAUUUUUCAAUAAAGUAACGGUAAAUUUGAAA
This is a messenger RNA of Anopheles coluzzii, 6393 nucleotides long. RefSeq lists its product as uncharacterized. NCBI's taxonomy places the organism in Eukaryota, Metazoa, Arthropoda, Insecta, Diptera, Culicidae. The transcript is spliced from 4 exons. Bases 1200 to 2720 code for a protein of 506 amino acids. The record is from RefSeq and is a predicted model, not a curated record.